This is a messenger RNA of Volvox carteri f. nagariensis, 2402 nucleotides long. RefSeq lists its product as uncharacterized. The coding region runs from base 93 to 2402 and encodes 769 amino acids. Lineage: Eukaryota; Viridiplantae; Chlorophyta; Chlorophyceae; Chlamydomonadales; Volvocaceae. The transcript is spliced from 10 exons. The record is from RefSeq and is a predicted model, not a curated record.
AAACUAUGUUGCUAACUAGUUUUGUGAGAAAGUUUUAUGAUGUGCUUAUAGCAUAAGGAUAUUGCACUGGAAGGCGAAAACAGUAAGUAGAGAUGAAAAAGACAACGUAUCACGUGAAUCCAGCUGUUAACAAAUGGGAAGAGGAGCAACGGCGCCUGAGGAUGGAGAAGAUGAUACAGCGAGCUAAAUCUACUUUGCCUCCCGAGGCUCGUGGUGCAUCAAAACCCGCCGGACAGAAGAAGCCCUCGCCCUACGCCGCGGAGAACAAUAAGCCAAUACGGAAACGGUCCACUGGAGGCGUGGGGACGCCUGGGGGAGCCGUAGCGAUGGACGUUCAGGAGCUGGACAGCCUCAUAUACAACCGAGUGCAGGAGAUCUUGGGUAUGCCGCUGAUGCGGCGUGCCGCCGUUGCACGGGAUGCAUCAAAGGGGCCAACCCCGCAGAGGACUCCCGCUUCAGCUCGGGGAGGGCGGCGUCCAGCCUGGAACAACGACUGGAGCGCUCAGGCCGGCAGUCCCCCUUUAAACAACCAGGAAAGGCCCAGUGGCGGCGGUGGACCUAGGAGCGGUGCAUCUAGCACACCUUGCGCCUUCCUAGGCGUGCUGACAGGCCACAGGAUGGCCCCCUGUUGCCGGUCUCCCCGGAUACUUGCAUGCCUGGCAAACGAGCGGGGCCAGCAACCUCGCCCAGCAUCCAGUCGCUAUGGCAGCGCCGCUGGUGCGCUGCCUAGCAGCGAGGCCGAGCAGCAGGCAGGGGAACUAUCCGGUCAACUUUUGGAACAGUCUAUGGUGGCCGCCAUAGAGGCACUCAACCCGCAAGCGUCAGCCGCACGGGAGGCGUCCAAUCGCAAUGCGCAGCACUAUUUCGCUCAGCGCGGCAGUCGCGACGUAUCGCUGAUGCAGUCGGUCACCGCGGCAGCUGGUCCGUCGCAAGGGGGUUCCGCAGGGGCAGUCGCACACGAGCACACAAGCUGCGCGUCUAAAGGGGAUGCUGAUGCAGCGGAGGAGGACGAGGACGCGUAUGCUGACGAUGAUUUUGAGGAUUAUGAUGGCACAGACGAUGAGCACGAGCGCGCGGCGCCGCCGGAGGCUGAACCGGACGCGGAGGUGGAAGCCGAGGAUGACAGUAGCGGCGCCGCUGCAACAGACAUAGCCCUGCUGCGCAACUCGGUUAACGCGCUCAAUGGAUUGGUAAAAUUAAAAAUCCAGCAAGAGCUCGCCCGCAGCCAGCAGCAGCAACAGCAAGGGGCGGACCAUGAACAGAUCCAGGAUCGUCAAUUAUUGCAGGCUGGGCAUCCCAUGGGGCCAAGCACGCGGCGGCAGAUGGCAUCGCCGGAGAUGCUGGCGUCCCUGCCGUUGGUGGGCUCUGAGGAGAGGAAUGCUCGCGAGGCCCCCGGCCCCGGAGGUCGGGAUCGCACCACCUCUAGUCUCGGGGACGGACUGCGUCAGAGCGACCUGGACUACCUGGCUCGGCUGGGUGGGGCCGAGCCGCAGGACGGGCCAGACGUGGCUACCAGUACGGAUGAGAGACCGUUUGUGAUUGAGCCUGGGGCCCCUGCUGGAACUGCAAAGGCCUGGGGUGACCGGCAGCCAUGGCUAAAUGAUAAGGGUGCGGAGGCAGGCCCCGCUGGCUUGCUCAAGCUCCGGGCCCGUCAAGAGCGGGAGAGGCAGAUGCAGGAGCAGCAGGUAGUGCCGGCAGAUGGCCAGCGGCUCAGCCGGCAAGGGCUUCAGGGUGAGGGCCGGCUGUUCGAAGGACGCCCCGAGCCUGCGAACCCGCCAUCAGCCACACGCGGGAAGGCAGCAGCUCCUGAAGACGAGGAAGAUACUGUCCUGCUUGGCGAGACUGUCACGCCCCGAAACCGCACUGGGGCGGCCGCGCAAAUGCAGGCCGUCAGCAACGCCCUGGCGGUGCUUGCAUCAUCGGGCCAACUCAGCCCCUCAGCUGCUCAGGAGCUCCGGAACCAAACGGAUGCCCUUUACGGCAGCCUGGUCCAGCUGCAUGACCUUAUGAACGGACCCCGGGGUGCGGAGCUGUGCACGUCUUCUCCGUCGAGGGACAAUGCAGCGGGUUUUACGCCAACCGCGUUAUCACCCGACGACUCGCCCAGCCAGUCCCUUAGGCAGCCCACUGGCGCAUUGGCUGCUCCACAGUCCCAGCCACAGGGAGGGCCCGUGAAGGCGAUACUGCAGAAGGGUGCGGAGAGCUCACCCGGCAGUAAGUACGAGGCGCAACCUAAACCAACGGAUGUGGUUCAUCCCCCGGGCGGCUCUGGCGCGCACUUGCAGCUCACUCCCAAACAUCGGCUUAUUGCUGAAGAUAUCGCCUGGAUGGCGGGGCUUGCGCAAAGCCUUAGCAAGAGUCUGCAGGUUGACAAGGGAGAAGUGGAGCUACCGGGUAUCUAG